CAAUGCCACAUGCAGCCCUGUAGUUCACAGCUGAUUUUGACAACUAACAGCUGAUGUGCCGCAAUGUAAAUAAAUAAACAAUGCUAGUAACUGCGGUGCAACUGUUGAGCGUUGGCUUGCUUUGGGGUGUGACAAACCCGUUUAUUCGACUAGGGAGCCAGGGAAUCGAAACUAUCGUAGACACUGGUUCUAGAUAUAGAAAUUUCCUCGCAGAGCUGCGAAUGAUUGGAUCACGUCUAAGUUACUGGAUACCAUUUGGAUUAAAUCAGUGUGGAAGUUUAUUGUAUGUGUGGACUUUGCAAAGUGCUAAUAUUACUGUAGCCGUGCCAGUCGCCAACUCGUUAAGUUUUGUUUUUACCGCUAUAACUGGAUAUUUGCUAGGCGAACAACAACCCGGCAAAAACAUAAUAAUUGGCACACUACUCAUCUGUUUCGGCAGCACAUUGAUGAUAUGUGACAAGAUUCAGCAUGAACAACAGAUAUAGAUUAUUAUUAUUAUUCCAUUUUAUCAAUAGUUUAAAUUAACAUUUUAAACACGAUUCAAAAUGUGUUAUUAAUGUUAUUCAUAUAGCAUUUUUUAUAGUAUUCAUUCAACGCUGUUCAAGUGUUAUCGAUAACACAUUAAGCGAAUGACCGGCAGAAUAGAAUGUUCCAUGUUCGAUUCUUUUAAAGAUUGUAUACUAACCCAAGGCCAAAAUGUGUUUAUUAUAUAAAUACAA
Molecule: messenger RNA, 719 nt
Organism: Drosophila nasuta
Lineage: Eukaryota; Metazoa; Arthropoda; Insecta; Diptera; Drosophilidae
Product: transmembrane protein 234 homolog
Exons: 3
Coding region: 81-485 (134 amino acids)
Source: RefSeq, a predicted model, not a curated record